Chlorella variabilis is the source of this 1551-nucleotide messenger RNA. RefSeq lists its product as hypothetical. The transcript has 8 exons. Lineage: Eukaryota; Viridiplantae; Chlorophyta; Trebouxiophyceae; Chlorellales; Chlorellaceae. The record is from RefSeq and is a predicted model, not a curated record. The coding region runs from base 1 to 1551 and encodes 516 amino acids.
AUGCCCCGCCGCCGGCUCAAGGCUGCUCGUCUGCUGCUGCUGCUGCUGCUGCUGCUGCCCAUUUGGACGGCGGCGGCAGCGGCGGCAGCGUUGCCGCCGCUGGCCCCACAAGCGUGUCGGCAGCUUGCUGGGGGCCUGCAUGCCACAACCGAGAGUGUCGCAGUGCUGUGCCCGCCCAGCCCAAGCCCAGAGGCAAAGGGGCGUAGGCUGGGCGACACACGCAUCACGGCAAGUCCUGAGUGGAUUGGUGGUGUGUUGCUGCAUCGAUCGCACGCCAUGAUGGUUCAGGCCAGCUCCCAGUUGCAGGGUGCGCCAGCACCCACCGCCCAGGCCGUGAAGCGCGCCCCCAAGCUGGCCGUGCCCAGGCACCUGGCCUCCAUUGGCGCGGGCCUGCUGGGCAGCGGCGCCCUGGGCGUGCCUGCGGCCGGCGCCGAGCCCAUCCCCUAUGGCGCCCCCGCCGCCGCCGCUCCCGCCCUCUCGCUGCCGGCGGUACAGAUGCCCGACAUCUCCCUCCCCUCCGUCUCCCUGCCCGCCGUGGACAUCCCCGACGUCGGCGGCCUGCUGGACGGCGCCGACCCGCUGGUGGUGGGAGGCGUGGUGGCGGCGGUGGCGCUGCCCGCCGCCCUCCUCGCCCUGCUGGGCGGCGGCAGCAGCGGGCCCAAGGUGAAGGGCGUGUCUGCGGCUAAGGCUCUGGAGGCGCUGGCAGCCGACGAAUACGUCAUCCUGCUGGACAUUCGCUCCAAGGCAGACGCCCGCGCGGCAGGCAGCCCCAACCUGAAGGGGGUCAGCCGCCGCGGCGUGGUGUCGGUGCCAUACGCCUCCCUGGUCAAGGGCGAGGUGGUGGUGGACGAGAGGUUUGGGGCCAAGGUGGCCAAGGUGAAGGGCGUGGAGGCGGCGGGGGCUCCCGUCAUCCUGCUGGACACCUCCGGCUCCGAGGCGGCUGCCGCGGCCAAGGCCAUCCUGGCGGAGGUCCCCCUGGAGCGGCUGUACUUUGUGCAGGGCGGAGCCGACGCCUGGCAGGCAUCUGGCAACCCGUGGAAGGAACCCAGCGCCCCCUUCAGCUUCUCCCUGCCCGACAUCGACCUGGCCAGCCUGGACCUGUCAGGCGCCACCAAGACCAUCGCCGGCGGCGUGCAGACCACGGCGGCCGCCGUCACCACCCUCGCCUCCGACUUUGAGUCCGCCCCCGCCUCCGCAAAGGGCCUGCUGGCAGCCGUGGGCGUGGUUGGCGCCUCCGCUUUCCUCUUCAGCCAGGUGGAGCUGCUGCUGGAGCUGGCGGGCCUGGUGGCUGCCGGCCAGUUCCUGCUCAAGGUGGUCUUUGCUGAGGACCGGGAGAAGACGCUCACCGAGAUCAAGAAGGUGGCUGAGGAGAUUGAUGUCAAGGAUCUGCCCGAGGACUUGGGCAAGAUUGCUGUGACGCUGCUGGAAGACCCCACCGCCGCCCCGGCCGCCACGACCAAGAAGGCAGCGCCGGAGCCCAGCCCGGUGCCCGUGGUGGCAGCCAGCGGCGGCGGCGAGCCCAGCUCCUCGCCCGCGGCGCCCGAGGCGUAG